Messenger RNA from Lycium barbarum (goji berry), 2597 nucleotides. Its product is annotated as CLP protease regulatory subunit CLPX2, mitochondrial. The record is from RefSeq and is a predicted model, not a curated record. The transcript has 16 exons. NCBI's taxonomy places the organism in Eukaryota, Viridiplantae, Streptophyta, Magnoliopsida, Solanales, Solanaceae. Gene Ontology annotation, molecular function: ATP binding; ATP-dependent protein folding chaperone; ATP hydrolysis activity. Gene Ontology annotation, biological process: proteolysis; protein folding; protein catabolic process. Gene Ontology annotation, cellular component: mitochondrial matrix. Bases 132 to 2018 code for a protein of 628 amino acids.
CGAUGGAUUCCUAUCGGCCCAUAGACUCUAGACUUGGGCCGGGUACUGGAUGCCCCAUUUUCUUCCCCAACGCCUCCACAUCAAUUCAAACCUCCAUUGAAAUGCUAGCGACUGAACUCAGAGAGUAACAAAUGUCUGCCAUAUUCAGAAUCUACAAAUCAAAACCCCACACUUUCACUUUCAGAACAUCUCUUUUUUCCCUAUCCUCUUCCAAAUUCCAUUCCUCCACUUCUCCUUCUCUCAAACCUAAACCAAAACCCUCACCUUUAGGGUUUAAAUUCGAAGGUUCUAGAUUAGGGUUAGGGUUAGGGUUUAGGCAUAAAUGGGAGGGAAGUUCCGACAGUUACGAUCUCAUAAAAUCAGAGGUUAACUGUCCCCGUUGUUCGAAGCAAAUGAAUGUGCUAUUCUCCAACAGGCCGUUAUCGAUAACGGCCGGGGAGACGGGGAUUUACCAGGCGGUGAAUUUGUGUCCUCAUUGCAGGACAGCGUUUUACUUCAGGCCGUUUAAAUUACAGCCUUUGCAAGGGACUUUUAUUGAGAUUGGUAGGGUUAAAGGAGGUGAAAAAGAGAGUGAUGAUGAAGGGAGUUGUGGGAAAAGUGAUGGUAAGAUUUGGGAAAAGUUGAGGUCUUAUAGUGGUGGGACCAGUGGUGGUAGUGAUGAUGGUGGGCAAGGUAGUUGUGCAACCGAAACCAAGGAUUCGGAGGCGAAAAUGGAAGAGUUACUUACACCAAAGGAGAUAUGUAAAGGGCUUGAUCAGUUUGUUAUUGGGCAAGAGAGAGCCAAGAAGGUGCUUUCUGUCGCAGUUUACAACCAUUAUAAACGAAUUUACCAUUCCUCUUUGAAUAAAAAGUCAGAUUCAGAUUCAGAUUCUGGUGAAGUCAGAGAUGAGCUGGAAAAUAUUGAUAAUGAUUCAGUCGAGUUAGAGAAGAGCAAUGUUUUAUUGAUGGGCCCCACUGGCUCAGGGAAAACAUUACUUGCGAAGACGCUAGCUCGUCUCAUCAAUGUUCCUUUUGUAAUUGCGGACGCAACAUCUUUAACACAGGCUGGUUAUGUUGGCGAGGAUGUGGAAUCUGUAUUGUACAAAUUACUCGAGGCUGCUGACUUUGAUGUCGAAACAGCUCAGCGAGGGGUUGUCUACAUAGAUGAAGUUGAUAAAAUAACCAAAAAGGCUGAGAGCCUGAACAUUGGCAGAGAUGUAUCGGGGGAGGGCGUCCAACAGGCGCUGCUGAAGAUGCUUGAAGGAACUAUUGUAAGUGUACCUGACAAUAGAGCACGGAAACAUCCACGUGGCGAUACUCUUCAGAUAGAUACUAAAGAUAUCCUUUUUAUCUGUGGUGGAGCUUUUGUUGGUUUAGAGAAGACAAUUUCAGAAAGACGACAGGAUUCUUCGAUUGGAUUUGGAGCACCUGUUCGAACUAACAUGAGAGUUGGUGGUAUAACUGAUGCUGUAGUCACAUCAUCACUGUUGGAAUCUGUAGAAAGCGAUGAUCUCACUGCAUAUGGACUCAUUCCUGAAUUUGUGGGGCGGUUCCCAGUUUUAGUGAGUUUAUCUUCACUGGAUGAGGAUCAGCUUGUUCAGGUUCUCACGGAACCCAAAAAUGCUCUUUGCAAGCAAUACAAGCAAAUGUUCAACUUGAAUAAUGUCAAAUUACAGUUUACCAAGAAUGCACUUCGACUUAUUGCUGAGAAAGCCAUUGCCAAAAACACUGGUGCACGAGGCUUAAGAUCUAUACUAGAAAGUAUUCUGACUGAAGCCAUGUAUGAGGUUCCCGACAGCAAGCCAGGCGGGGACUCUGUAGAGGUUGUCUUGGUUGAUGAAGAGGCUGUCGGAACAGCUGAUACAGCUGGAUGUGGAGCAAAAGUUCUUCGUGGUAGCAGUGGGCUGGAGAAUCUUUCCUGUCCUACUGGAUCAACAAUGACAAUGGUACCCAUUUCGCACCUGAAGCUUGGUGAUUUCAGACAUUCGAGCCUGAAAGUGUGGCCUUGUGAAAGCCAAACAUCAAACAUUUUCACCUAAUGUUAUGUAUGGUUUGCGAAGGCAAAAUUCAGACAUUUUUAUUGAGUAAACUUUGCGGUUAGAUAUGUAUUUAUGCCGAAAAUGCACCUCGCAACCAAUCGCCAUACCAAUUCUAGCUGAAAUUGACCUUUACAAGUUUGACCCGCGGGAUCUUCCAGGUAAAUAUUUUUCUCCUCCACCUUUGUUAAUGGAGUAGAAUUGAAUGGUUCAAAUUUUGAAGUUGUGAAUUUGAAUUUAAUCAAAUUAUGUGUUUGUGUUUCAGAUUUGACAUUGUAUGGAGAGAAAGAACGGUAUUUCUUUUCACCUCGAGAUCUGAAAUAUCUGACAGUUCACGCCCAAAUCGAGCUCCCAGAACUGGUUACUAGAAGGCGACUGGUAUCGAUAAGCCGAUUGGAAAUCGGAAGGCGGGUGGAAUUAAGAAAGCAUUGGUGUUUUACAUUGGCAAGGCACCUAGAGGAGAGGAGAAAGUGAGAGGUGGAUGAAACAUAGGAGAAAGUGAGAGGUGGAUGAAACAUAGGAGAAAGCGAGAAAGUAGAUUAUGGCUAGGGCCUGUCUUUAUUUUAGGCCUAGGGGCUAUUU